Molecule: messenger RNA, 1834 nt
Organism: Neolamprologus brichardi
Lineage: Eukaryota; Metazoa; Chordata; Actinopteri; Cichliformes; Cichlidae
Gene: pars2
Product: prolyl-tRNA synthetase 2, mitochondrial
Biological process (GO): prolyl-tRNA aminoacylation
Cellular component (GO): mitochondrion; cytoplasm
Molecular function (GO): ATP binding; proline-tRNA ligase activity
Source: RefSeq, a predicted model, not a curated record
UAGCUGAGGAAGAAAGGCAGCAUGUAGUAGUGUAGCAGGACCUUCAGUGUUUUUGCGAACUUAGUAAAAAAUGUCGCUCUUCUUUCAUUUAGUUAUAUAAUUUACACAGGACAGUCAGACACUCGUUAUCGGUCUUAAGCACAUCUGCAUGCACCAUGGAGCCUGUGAUGCUUCAGGUUUGGCAGAGAGCCUUUCGCCGCCUGCACAGGACCCUGAUCCUUCCGAAGAGGUUCGACUCAGGCUGUGCUGAGCGGGCAGCCGUCCCUGCUUCUGCGCCCUCCUAUGGUAGCAAGCCCGUACUCCUGGUGUCUCGUCUCUACCAGCCUUCGAACUUACGUGAUGUGGCGCAGGACAGCCGGCUGCCAGGGGAGAUGAGCUGCAAGAGCCAGAGGCUCAUGCAGCAGGCUGGGCUUAUUCAUCCAUCCAGCCCAGGGUGCUAUUACUACCUUCCUGCCACCGUCCGCUCCAUGGAGAAGCUGGUGAGAGUGAUCGACCAGGAGAUGCAGGCGAUUGGUGGGCAGAAGCUGGACAUGCCCAGUUUGUGCUCGGCCGACCUCUGGAAAACCAGCGAGCGCUGGGAUUUGAUGGGAAAGGAGCUGUUCCGCCUGAAAGACCGGCACGGCGCCGACUACUGCCUGGGUCCCACUCACGAGGAGGCAGUGACGACUCUCGUCGCUCACCAGGCGACUCUCUCCUACAGACAGCUCCCACUGCUUCUUUACCAAAUCACCCGCAAAUUCAGAGACGAGCCAAAGCCGAAGUUUGGCCUUCUCCGAGGGAGGGAGUUUUACAUGAAGGACAUGUACUCCUUUGACGUGAGCGAAGAAGCCGCUCAUCAGACGUACGAGUCUGUGUGCCAAGCGUAUACUCGGCUCUUCGCCAGGUUGGGUCUGCGUUGCGUUCAGGUGCAGGCGGACACUGGAAACAUCGGCGGUGAACUGUCCCAUGAGUUCCAGCUGCCGGCGGACAUCGGCGAGGAUCGGCUUCUGGUCUGUGGGAGCUGCUCCUUCUCCGCCAACGUGGAGACCAUGUCAUCAGACGACUCCAACUGUCCACAGUGUGAAACUGGGAAACUGGUAGAGUCAAAGGGUAUAGAAGUAGGCCACACGUUUUACUUGGGUAAGAAGUACUCUCACAUAUUCAAAGCCACCUUCAGCAAUGCCCAGAAUAAGCCGGUUGUCGCUGAGAUGGGCUGCUACGGCCUCGGGGUUACGCGAAUUCUGGCGGCAGCAGUCGAGGUGAUGUCAACAGAAGAGGGGAUCCGCUGGCCGGGGCUUAUCGCUCCUUAUCAGGUUUGCGUUUUACCCCCUAAGAAGGGCAGUAAGGUGGACGAGGCAACGCUCCUAGCUGAGGAACUGGUCCAAGCUUUGGGAGAAACUCUGCCUCACCUGAGAGGUGAAGUUGUUUUGGAUGACCGCACACAGAUGACAAUCGGGAAGAGGCUGAAGGAUGCCAGCAAACUGGGUUAUCCAUAUGUUAUUGUAGUAGGACAGGGAGCUCUGGAGGAAACACCCAGGUUUGAGGUGAUCUGUCAGCAGACUGGUGAGACUGUCUUCCUCAGUAGAGAUGGACUGUUAGAUCUACUGGGAAGAGUGGAAACUGUAUGAGUAACAAGUAUGAAUGUUAGAAUAAAUGUUUCAGUUUGUGUGAGGUGGUGGGCAUGGAUUAUUCCAUGUUUUCCAAAGCCUGUGAUUUACACAUUCAAUAAACAAUUUUUAAACAAUAGCUCUGUGAUGUACCUGACCUGCAUUGUACACUACAAUGUAAUGAAGUAUACAGCUUAAUUUUUUUUUUACAGUAAGUCGUGUAAUAAUCCUAAUAAAAACUUAAUCUG